AUGGCAGCCGCAGCAAGCAUUCCCAAGCACGAUGUAAACACCAUUCUCAACUUUUUCAAGGAUAACGAGGACGGCUCUCCUCCAGAACCUUCAUAUGUUGGAAAGCCUGAGACGUUUAUCAAUAGGCCGAUUGCAUCGCACCAGGUAACCAUCAACGACAUUGCGGGAGAAGAGGAUAAGUACACCCUCGACAAGAGCGGAUUCCAGAUACAUCGCCAUACUUCCAUUGAGAAGGACUUCUUGGACGAUGAACAGAUCAAGGCAAGCUAUUAUCCGGAGACAGAGCAACUCCUCAAGGAUGUGACCGGAGCAUCCAAAAUCUUUAUCUUUGAUCAUACUAUCCGCCGCCACAACCCCGACGACACUGCCGCCGCGGCGAAUGCCGCCCUUCGUGGCCCUGUCCAGCGCGUCCACAUCGAUCAGUCUUACACAGCGGCCCUGUCGCGCGUUCCGUAUCACCUUCCCGAGGAAGCGGAAGAGCUCACAAAGGGUCGCGUACAGAUCAUCAAUGUCUGGCGUCCGAUCAAGCAGAUCCAGCGGGAUCCCCUAGCCGUUGCCGAGGCAGACUCGGUUGUAGAAGAAGACCUCGUGCCAAUAGGGUUGAUCUACCCUACCCGGAAUGGAGAGACGCUCAGCGUGAGAUAUAACGAAGGACAAAAGUGGUUCUACAAGUCUGGCUUGACGCCUGAGGAAGUCCUCCUCAUUAAGUGCUUUGACAGCAAGACGGACGGAAGAGCACGACGGGUACCGCACACCGCAUUCUCGGACUCGAGCUCGCCUUCAAAUGCGCCAACUCGGGAGAGUAUUGAGGUCCGAGCCUUGGUAUUCCACCCGGACGAUAGGGAAUAG
Molecule: messenger RNA, 849 nt
Organism: Trichoderma virens Gv29-8
Lineage: Eukaryota; Fungi; Ascomycota; Sordariomycetes; Hypocreales; Hypocreaceae
Exons: 3
Coding region: 1-849 (282 amino acids)
Molecular function (GO): oxidoreductase activity
Source: RefSeq, a predicted model, not a curated record